AUGCGUACCGAUGACUACGAAUCCGCAACACUUGUCACCUCCGGCAAUUGCAACACCUAUCCACCCCAUUCUCCCGAACGCUCCACCUCCAAAAGCAUGCUCGCCCUAUCCUAUUCCUCCCUCGCCCUAGCAAUCGCAGCGCUCUCUGCUGCCGUCGUCUCGCGUAUCAAAACCAGCCAGGAUGAUGUCAAAUUCAUCUUCACCGGCCUAGGCCUCCUCGCCGACAUUCUAGCCAUAGCCAUGGGCUGCAUCACCAUUUUCUUUGUCGUGCUCGCCAUCGUCGCACAACGGCGCGAAACUUCCACUCCAAAGACGGGCCUACUAGCAGCUCAGAAUCGUAUCUAUUUGGUGUCGGUUAGUGGUCUGUGGGCCGCGUGGGCAGGAGUGGUCAGCUUGAACGGGAUGCGAUCUCAGCGAAGUUCCCUCGGGAGGAGUGCACCCAGAUGCAGGGGUUGA
Messenger RNA from Cyclocybe aegerita, 456 nucleotides. Lineage: Eukaryota; Fungi; Basidiomycota; Agaricomycetes; Agaricales; Hemipholiotaceae. The record is from the annotation of a GenBank genome assembly.